GACCUAUUCGAGAAGUUGGAGGAUGAGGAUGAGCAAGGCUGGUGCAAGGGUCGGAAGGACGGCCGUGUUGGUCUCUAUCCCGCCAAUUACGUUGAGGUUGUUUGA
Messenger RNA from Hydatigera taeniaeformis, 105 nucleotides. The record is from the annotation of a GenBank genome assembly. Lineage: Eukaryota; Metazoa; Platyhelminthes; Cestoda; Cyclophyllidea; Taeniidae.